AUGUCAUACAGUACCUCACUUGAAUCAUUGGGAGAUUCACAAUCACCACCAAAAGAUGGAGAAGAGUGUUUAAAUAUAUUGAAUCCUAUCAUUGAUUUAAAUGCAAAUACUAAUGAAGAACCACUAACAAAUGAAUCAACUCCGACAAAUGAAGUUGUGAAUGAAGAAAAUAUUGAGAACAGUGACAUUGUUAUUCAAAAGUCCAAGAGGAAGAAAACUUCUCUAGUUUGGGAUCACUUCAAAAAAGUGGAAUUAAAGAAUGGAAAAAAUGGCAAUGUAUACACUCCAGCAAAAAGCAAGAUUGAUGAGAAGCUUUCUGGACCACUACUAAUGAAUUCAGGAGGUAAAUAUGACCAUGAAAGACAACGAGAAGCCACCACACAUUGGAUUAUGAUGCAUGAACAUGCAUUUAGUAUUGUUGAGGAAGAAGGUUUUCAUUUUAUGAUGAAGUGUUCUAAUAUUUCAUAUGAGAAAAUUAGUCAGAAGACAUUGAAGAAUGAUUGUAUUGCUGUUUAUGAAGCUGAAAGAAAAAAGUUGAAGUCUACUUUAAGGACAGUAAAUAAGAUUUGUUUGACCACUGAUUUAUGGAAGUCACAAAAUCAGAAGAUAGAAUACAUGGUGUUAACUGGCCAUUUCAUUGAUGCUGACUGGGUUUUGCAGAAACGCAUUCUUAGUUUUGUUCAUGUUCCUCCUCCUCGGCGUGGUGUUGAUGUUGCUGAUGCUAUCUUCAAAUGUCUUAAAGAUUGGGGUAUUGAAAAUAAAAUAUUUAGUGUGUCAGUGGAUAAUGCACAUUACAACGAUAGAUGUUUGAAAGAGUUAAAAGUUCUGAUUUUAAGGCACCGGAAAUUAGUGUUAGAUGGAAAGUUAUUUCAUGUGCGUUGUUGUGCGCAUAUAAUAAAUUUGCUUGUUCAAGAUGGUAUUGGGAAAAUAGAAAAAAUAGUUGAAGAUGUGCAUGAAAGUGUGAAGUUCAUUAAUCAGUCUGAAGCAAGGUUGCAAACAUUCUCACAAAUAGUUCAACAACUAAAGCUUGGUGGUAAAAAAUUAAUUUUUGAUUGCCCUACUCGUUGGAACUCCACCUAUCAAAUGUUGUCAGUUGCAAUGCAGUUCAAAGAAGUCUUCCCUCGUUUUCAAGAUCGAGAACCAAGCUAUACAACUCUUCCAGAUGAUGAUGAUUGGGAAAAGGUUGAAAAGGUUUCCAAGUUGCUAGAGGUAUUUAAUGUUGUUACAAAUAUUAUUUCAGGUAGUGAAUAUCCAACUGCUAACUUAUAUCUUGCUGAGGUAUUUCGAAUCAAACUAGUUUUAGAUCAAGCUAUCCAAGAUGAAUAUGAUUUUAUGAAAGAAAUGGAAAAAGCGAUGAAGGGAAAAUUUGACAAAUAUUGGAGCCAAUGUAAUCUUGUUAUGUCGCUUGCUUCUGUUUUGGACCCUAGGACCAAAAUGAUGGGUGUUAACAUGUGUUUUCCCUUAAUUUAUCCGGAAGUUGAAGCUAGAAAAAAUAUAGAAAAUGUGCGUAUCGCGCUUGAUGAUAUGUACAAAGAGUAUGCUGAUAUACUUAGUGAGCAUAGUGAAGAAGGAUCUAGUAGAAGUGGUGUUGAUCAAAAUGGGCUUAUUUUGGAGUCACAAAAAUCCUCAGGGUGGUCAUUGUUAAUGAAUUAUGUCGAAGAAUAA
This is a messenger RNA of Lathyrus oleraceus (garden pea), 1665 nucleotides long. RefSeq names its product zinc finger BED domain-containing protein RICESLEEPER 2-like. Bases 1 to 1665 code for a protein of 554 amino acids. The record is from RefSeq and is a predicted model, not a curated record. The transcript is spliced from 2 exons. Gene Ontology annotation, molecular function: DNA binding. Lineage: Eukaryota; Viridiplantae; Streptophyta; Magnoliopsida; Fabales; Fabaceae.